GACCGAGGCUGUGCAGACAGAACCCAGAAGCCGGGACCGGCGGCUGAUGUUGAAGCGCAGCCAUGGUCUGGAAGAAACUGGGCUCCGGCAAUUUCUCCGACUGCCCCAAUGGCUCCCGCCAGUGGAUAUGGGACGUGUUUGGCGAAUGUGCCCAGGACGGCUGGGACGAGGCCAGCGUGGGCCUGGGCUUGAUCUCCAUUGUCUGUUUUGCAGCAUCCACCUUCCCCCAGUACAUCAAGGCCUGCAGGACAGGCAACAUGGACCAGGCGCUGUCUCUGUGGUUCCUUUUGGGCUGGAUCGGAGGAGACUCCUGCAACCUCAUUGGCUCCUUCCUCGCUGACCAGCUGCCCCUGCAGAGCUACACGGCGGCGUACUACGUGCUGGCCGACCUGCUGAUGCUGGCCCUCUACUUUCACUACAAGUUUAAGAAGCGCCCCUCUCUGCGGUCUACCCCCAUCAAUUCCGUGCUGCUCUUCAUCCUGGGGGUGGGGUGUGCCUUCCCGCUGCUGAGGACCACCGGCCCAGUGGCUGCCCCGAGGGAGGUCUUCCGGGGCCGCACGCUCCUGUCAGUGGAGCCGGGCAGUAAGCCCUUCACUCGGCAGGAGAUCAUCGGCUUCGCCAUCGGCUCCGUCUCCAGUGCGCUCUACCUGCUGUCCCGGCUGCCUCAGAUCCGCACCAACUUCCUAAGGAAGUCAACGCAGGGCGUCUCCUACUCGCUGUUCGCCUUGGUGAUGCUGGGGAACACGCUGUACGGGCUGAGCGUGCUGCUCAAAAACCCCGAGGCGGGCCAGAGCGAGGGCAGCUACCUGUUGCACCACCUACCCUGGCUCGUGGGCAGCCUGGGCGUGCUGUUGCUCGACACCGUCAUCUCCAUACAGUUCCUGGUGUACAGGGACACGGCCACCUCCUCGGAGCGUCAGCCCCUCCUCUCCAGUUGACCCGGACUCAGGCCAAGCCCGGGACUACAGGGCCCUCCAGAUGCCGCUCCCAGGAAGGGUCAAGUGUGGGCAGACACGGUGCUGCUGACUCUGGACUGGCCGUGGAGGUGGCCGGGGGCGCCUUGGGGGCCUGGCCCAGCCGCCGCCCCCACCUCGGAAACCUCCUGGCCGACUCUUCCAGGAACCCUGACUGGCUGACUCUUCAGGGAGCGGGGAGCGAGAGGGGUGCAGGGGCCAGCCCCCCCCCGAGUCUGAGGCUGCUGUCCUUGGGAGCCUCGAGGGAGGGGCUGCAGCGGAGACCUCGGCCCCUCCAAAGGCAGUGGGCGCCCCUCGACCCACCUCCCUCCAUCUGCCUGCACACCCCCUGGAGCGGGAGGCACCUGCAGCCGGGUAUCCCCAGGGCUGUCCCGUUGACUGCAGACAGCCCAGUAAACGGUACCUCCCAGCGAGGCCUCUUUCUGUUGCUCCUUCCCCGAGGUGCUGUGGUCUGGGCUGCUCCGGGCAAUAGCGGGGCACGGGGAUCUGGGCCCCAGCUUCCGGGUCCCAGGUGGGGGCCUGGAGGUCGGGAUAUGGCAGAGCCGAGCAGGAGCGGACUGCCCAGCCUCCAGGGGGCCUCGGGUUUUCUCACCGGAUUCUCUGUAACAGACCCCACACCUGGCGGUGAGGAGACAGCAGCAAGAAUGACAGGGUCCCGGCCCCUCAGUGCUCAGGAAGAAGCAGAAUAGUUAAAGGUUCAGAUCUUAGUUCUGCCUCUUUGCUUCUCUGUGCCUCAGUUACCUCAUCUGUGAAAUGAGAUGUAUGUUAUAAGAUGGUGCAAUUAGCGGAGGUUAGCCCCGAAGUCUGGCAUGUGGUAAGCGCGCCAUAAAGGUUCGCUUUGAUAAUUUUCAGUUGGAGGAGAGGCACUUCCAGAUCUCCCCGCAGAUCAGGGAGACCUUCCUGGAGGAGGUGACAUGCAGAAGGCCGGGCAGGAGAGGUGGGGGGUGUGGCAGGCAGGAGGAAGGAGGUGCAAGAGCAGUGGGAAGGGAGGAGAAGAGGGCAGGGCUCAGCCCUGAGUUCCAGUCCUGGGCCCCAACCUCACUUCGUCUCCCUGACCCCGUUCUGAGUCCACUUGUUGGCCAUGACCCUGUGCGUGCCUGAGGGGCUGGUCAGGGAGAGAAGCUGUGGCUCAGGCUUUCUGAAUCUCCUCUACCUGCCCCGGGGACGGCGGGGAGCUCGGCAGUGGGGCCUGCAGCCCGGUCUGGUGCCGCGUGGAUGGGCCGAGUGCAGCCUCCACCAGCCCAGGCUGCGCUGGGCGCCGGGAGGGGGGUGACCCCGGCUCUGGUCCUUGUCCUCGUGGAGGGAAGCUGGCUGCCGGGCCCUGGGGGUAAGGGCUUUGACCAGAAGGUACAAAGUGCCAUCAGAAUGAGGAGACUCCCCAGGGAAGGCCUCACGGAGGAGGGGCCCGGGAGCUGAAUCCUGAAGGCGGAGGGACGUCAGGAAGGGGCCAGGGUGUGUGCACGGGCCUGAGCUGGGGUCGCUGCAAAGCCAGGCUGAGUGUAGACAGGGUCGUGGGGCCGGGGCCAGGGCGCACAGCAGGUCGGGGGAGAGAAGGCAGGAAUUGGGGUCCGGCAGACCAGGGAGAGCCUCCUCUGAGGCACAAGUGGGCAGUGAGGCCAAGUCGGGCCAGUGUCCCCCGGGCCCGUCCUGGGUCAUGCCUGCGGAGCGCCCUGUGUACCCCUGCACGGGGCUGAUGUUUGUUGAGCGCUUGCCGUGUGCUGGGCUGGUCGGUGCAGUUGGGAUGGCCAGUAGACAGAUGGAAGACAGGCUCUGAGGGAUCGAGCGGCUUGCUCGAGGUCGAGCAGCUUUUCAAACCCCAUUCCGUCCCUCCGCUGCAGGGACCGUCCCCCACCUGGCCGGGACCGGGGCUCUCGGGGUCCAGAGAUCGGGGCCGCGCGCCGCCCAGCUUCCCCUCGCUCCCAGGGGCGGCCCAAUCCUGCGGGGCUCAGGCUCCCUUCCCACUUCCUCGAGCCGCCGGCCCCGUCCCAGGCGAAGGUGCCCCCGGGCCCCAGCUGGCUCGGGCCUGGGCCUGGUUCAGGUGCCCUCUGCCAGGCAGUGGCUGGCUCCACGCAGGGCCGUGACCUCGCUUGACGCCAGUUACCGGGGGCUCCCUCAUACGGCAGCGAGAGCCCCAAGGGCCGGCGCAAGUCAGAGCUGCGGGGAGGAGAUGGAGCAGCGCAGCCCUGCCCUUCGGAAGCCCUCACAGGGGCGACCUCAUCCCUUCCCCCGGGCAGCACCGGGUCGUCCGUGGGGUGCCGGCUCUUGCUUUCCAGCACUGCCCAGUGGGCUGCUUCCUCCUCAGGAAGCCCCCAGUCUGAUGGCCGGGGCCCGGGCCCGGGCAGUGCCCUGUCUGAUGGAGGAGGAGGAGGAGGAGGAGGAGGAGUGCUCGUGCCCCAGCGCCCGGCACCGGGCGGCAUUAGCUUCUCCAGGGCCCGGGCCUCCCCAGCUGACGGAUCCGCUCAUUCCACCCCACUGAUGGGGCCUCAUGGAGGGGAGAGGUGCUCCGGGGGACCCCCUUCCUCCCCGGGGCGCACGCCUCUUAUCUCGCUGCAGGCGGGGGGUGGCCCGAAGGGAUGAGCCCCGCCUUACACCCGUCCUCCCGCCUGACUUUGCGCAGGCUCAGUGGAGGUCUGCAUCUAGGUUUCAGGCCCAGGCUCAGCCAAGAAAGGGGCACCGCUCUGGUCACUUGUCAGUUGUCCUUGUCCGGGAGGGAUUCUCCCUCUGGACACUCAUGGGGAGCAGGAGGCUGGGCCAGUCACCCCUGAAGAGCCCUCCCUUGGCGGUUCAUAUUUUAACUAUUGAAUGAGAUGCCGGGUGCGCAAACGCCUCACACAGCGCCUGGUCCCAGUGUCCCCCCGCCGAAUCCUGGGGGGAGCAGGAAAAGCUGGCUGGCGGGCAGGUGGCAAUCUCCUACAAAGCGGAAGGAAGGGCCCAGCGUGUCCGUCCUCAGCAUGUGGCCCCAGGCCCUCCCAGCCCGGGAUUAUUCAGCAAGCGUGAGACUUCUUAAGCCACAGCUUGGACAUGGCCUUUAGUCCCCAAAGCUGAGAAAGGGGAGCAGCCCACAGCUCACUCCCCUCCCCUCUUUACUUCUUCUGCUGUUGGACUUGGCUUUCACUGUUGCUGAAUGGAGGGACCGCAGAGGCUGCUGGGUAGACAGCCAGGUGCUGAGACCUAACUACCUGCCCCAACUUGCACACCCUAACCUGAUCAGGUUAGUGUUAGCCCCGUGGUGGGGAGUGGGGAUCGCCUGCUGCUGCAGUUGACUCCAUUCACUUGAAAACUAUUGAUCAGUCCCCCAGCCCUGUGACAGCCCUGAGGACACAGCCACCCACUGGGAUCUCUGUGCCCGGCACAUAGAAGUGCUCCGUAAAGAUUAUUUUUAUUCAUCAGCACUUCCCCACCCCCACCACAGUAUGGGCAGACUUCUGUCCUGCUCACCCAGUACACAGUAGGUGCUCAGUAGACGUUUGAGUGAGUGAGUGAAUGCCCGGAACAACGUCCCACAAGGAGCCCUCAAUCUGGUGAAGGAGACCGGCGUGUCACUCACACACAACUACUGAAUUUGUACAUUCAACAUGGGGAAAAUGUAUGGUGUAUGAGAUCUAGCUCAAUAAAACUAUUUGGAAAAAGACCAAA
Molecule: messenger RNA, 4610 nt
Organism: Leptonychotes weddellii (Weddell seal)
Lineage: Eukaryota; Metazoa; Chordata; Mammalia; Carnivora; Phocidae
Source: RefSeq, a predicted model, not a curated record